CCCUAAAGAUAGAUGCCCUGAGCCCAGGGUCGGGGUCACGAGGUCACAGCUGGCGCCGGCCACUCCCACGGCCGAAAGACGCAGGCCGAAACAAGAAGGGCGUCUCGCUGCCGUCCGUCUGCCGUGCCACUGCUGCUGCUGCUGUAAACUCGAGGGCAACCGAUGCUGCCAGAUGGAUUCCGUCCUGUUUCGCCAGACGCCCUCCAGAGGCGCUACCCGUCACGGGCCCACUCCUCUCCCUACACAAUCGUAGCAACUGGGUUGUCGGACGCUCUUCUCACUAAAAUUAUGGAGAAUAUCAUGGCCGAUUACUGAAAGUGGCCCAAUACCGAUCACCAACCAAAUUAAUCCACGAAUUUGUUUUGCUUCCGAUCUAAACCCUCUAAAAUCAGGCCGCUGUCAGCCCCGGAAAACGUCAAAAAUUCUUCUUUUUUGAACGUUUGGGCUUCAAAUUUCCCAGCUUUCUACCAGGGACCAGUUUUCUCUCAUCUCUAGGCCCACCAUUUGGCUCAAGAAUGUCUACCACGGUGGCGGAACCGCUGACUUUGGCCAGGGAUGUGAAAAGAGCCAUCGAGCUUCUCGAAAAGCUGCAAAAAAGUGGAGAAGUUCCUCCAGCAAAACUUGCAGCUCUGCAAAAAGUUCUUCAAUCCGACUUUUUGAAUGCCGUCAGGGAAGUCUACGAACAUGUUUACGAAACCGUGGACAUUCAGGGCUCACAGGACAUUCGAGCCUCGGCAACUGCAAAGGCAACCGUGGCCGCUUUUGCUGCCAGCGAAGGUCACGCCCAUCCCAGGGUGGUCGAGUUGCCCAAGACCGAAGAAGGCCUCGGCUUCAACGUAAUGGGUGGUCGGGAGCAAAACUCUCCAAUUUACAUUUCGCGCAUCAUCCCUGGUGGUGUGGCCGACAGACACGGAGGCCUCAAGCGCGGCGACCAACUGCUCUCGGUCAAUGGAGUGUCGGUUGAGGGAGAAAACCAUGAAAAAGCUGUGGAGUUGCUGAAACAGGCGCAGGGCUCGGUGAAGCUGGUCGUGCGAUACACGCCAAAGGUCCUCGAAGAAAUGGAGAUGCGUUUCGACAAGCAAAGGGCCGCUCGCCGCCGACAGCAGUUCCAGUAAUACUUAACUCGGUAAAUUUUAAAAGCAGUUUGCUGUUUCCUGCAAGAUACAUAGCGACUGAGCCACACCCCAUCCUAGUCUUGCCCCCUUUUAAAAAAAUUUGACAAUUAUAUGCGUAAAUCAGGCUCUUUUAUGACAAAUUUAAAAUUUUGUUGCAUAUUAAAUUUUAACUAAUAUUUGAAUAUUCCAAAAUAAUUGAUUUGCUUCUUGUUGUAUUUAAUGCCAUAUUUAAAAGGAAAAAAAUAUUGAACUGUUUAUUAAUAAUUUUAAGCUGGCAGCUUUCCGAUCUCUGCAUUUUUUCCUUUAUUAUUAUACAAUAAAUGGAAAUCUGUCAAGUUAAAAUAAUAAAUCAUUAAUAUCGUUAUUGUGCAA
Neocloeon triangulifer is the source of this 1487-nucleotide messenger RNA. RefSeq names its product protein lin-7 homolog C (gene veli). Lineage: Eukaryota; Metazoa; Arthropoda; Insecta; Ephemeroptera; Baetidae. The transcript has 5 exons. Gene Ontology annotation, molecular function: protein binding. Gene Ontology annotation, cellular component: basolateral plasma membrane; cell-cell junction; synapse. Bases 516 to 1115 code for a protein of 199 amino acids. Gene Ontology annotation, biological process: neurotransmitter secretion; protein localization to basolateral plasma membrane; maintenance of epithelial cell apical/basal polarity. The record is from RefSeq and is a predicted model, not a curated record.